AUGGGGAGCUCGCCUGGCGUGCUUUCGAUGCAUGCUGCGCAAAUAGUGGACACUAUCUGUGGUGAUGCUUAUAUAACAGAUCCCACACCAGUGCCGGUGUCGGAUGCACAUAUGCGCCAGCUUGUGACACAAUGCAGGAGUAAUGCGGAACUUGUCCAAAAUUUGCUAUAUGAACCUUUGUAA
Molecule: messenger RNA, 183 nt
Organism: Haemonchus placei
Lineage: Eukaryota; Metazoa; Nematoda; Chromadorea; Rhabditida; Trichostrongylidae
Source: the annotation of a GenBank genome assembly